UGGUAGGGCUGUCGCUGGCGAAGUAUUUUUUACACACAAAAGGGCCAUCUGUUUUGUAUAGUAAAAUAAUAUAGAGGAAUGCAUGUAAUAUAGGCGUGUUCAAUGUAAAAUAUGAAGAGUGAAAUAACUGAGCUUAUGUAACGAAUAAUGAUCUAGCAAAAGCCAACAUUAAAACAAAUUUCACGUUCACAACGAUCGGUCACCGGAUGCGAAUAACUGUAAAAGCUUUGUCAGUGCCCCAGAAAUUAUGACAGCUACGGCAGCAGAGUCUGCAACAGAAGCGAGCAAAAUGCUCGAAGCAGCGUUACAGCAAAUGGAUGGGAUUAUAUCAAAUUCACCACAGCUACAGUCAGGAGCAACAACGGCCGCUUCGCUAACCAGUUUCUGUGAGCGUAAUUUGAUUUCCGCCACCAAUGUGCUAUCAACAGCCAAAACACUGGCGUUGGCGCUGCAACAGGUUGGUUUGUCCGCACCAGCCCCAGAUCCCGUGACGGCGGCUAUAAUUAGCGAUUGGCUAGAGACACACAUACCGCGACAGGAUUCCGAUGAGCGUAUGCGUCGCCUGCAGCGCGACAAGGAGGGUUUGGCGUUGCAAUAUCAAAUGCUCGCCGAGCGUGUGUCCGAGCAAGCGGAUAGAAUAAUAGAGCUAGAGGGACUGCUGACGGAAAAAUCGCAGCAGCUCUGCAACAAAGAGGAGCAACUGCAGCGUCAAAUGAUAUCACGCUCGGCGCUGGAAACACAGAAAUUAGAGCUGAUGAGUGCCUUAAGUGAACUGAAGUUACAUCGCACAGCACUGGAGUGUGAAAAUGAAGUAAAUGCAGCCGCACCCUAUGGCAGCAUGGGCAAUCUACAGCAGAAGAGUCGACUGCCAGAUGGCACGCUAGCACCCAAGACGCCACCCUCUGCUCUGCGUCAUCAGAUCAAGCCGCAGUUUCAUAGUCUGCCGCGUUCACAUGGCGGUAAGCAAACGUCGCGUUUACAGACGAACAACAAUAACAAUCGUACGCUGGAUGUGAAUGCCAACAGCAGUGGCAAGCAACGCAACGUGGCCUUUGCCUCCAAUGAACAAAUCUUAAUCGACGACAGUGUGCUAAGCGACGGUGCAGCUGCCCAUGAUGAUGGCAACUCAAUGUACUCCAGUUUCAUAUCCCAAACGACAUCAACAUAUUCGCCAAAACUGCGCGAACGUUCUGUGCGCGGCUUGCGCAAUAUUCUAGGCAAGCUGCGACGCAGCAACAGCAGCACCUGCGAACUAACUGCGCUGGAGCAGGCAGAUCCUGAAGAGUUUCGACGUGGUGGUGCACGUGCUACAGCUGGCGGACGCAUCGAAUGGAGCGCUCAGACGCCCAUGUUCAAUGAGGCAGACAAGCACUAUAGCAGCUGGAAUGCACAGGAAGUGUGCAACUGGUUGGCACAAAUGGGACUGGGCUGUUAUCAGGAAAACUGCAGAAAAUGGCUUAAAGCUGAUCCUGCCAUCUGUUUCUUCAAAGCUUCGCCAGUUGACAUCGAACGUGAAUUGCAUUUAAAAUUGUCGUUGCAUCGCAAGAAAAUUCUGUUGGCCAUUGAUGACCUCACCGGCAAGGAGUUUGAUUUGCUGACACUUAAGGCUGCCAACUUGGAUGUGGGCUGGGUGCUGCGCUGGCUAGAUGACAUUGGCUUGCCGCAGUAUAAGGACCACUUUCUGCAGGCCAAGGUAGAUGGACGCAUGCUGCAUCGCCUGACGCUGGAGGAUCUAUCACAUUUGCACGUCAGCUCCUGUCUGCACAUAGCUUCCUUGCGCUGUGGCAUUCUAUGCAUGCGUGGCAUGAACUGGAAUGCUGAGGGUCUAAUACGGCGUUCCACCAAGCUUACCGAUACUGCCGAGGAAGCUCCGGGCACCGGCAAGGAAAACGUAGAGCUCUGGACAGCGCAUCGCGUCAUGGAGUGGCUCAAGACCAUUGAUCUGUCUGAAUAUGCGCCCAACUUACGUGGCGCUGGCGUUCAUGGCGCACUCAUGAUGUACGAGCCGCGGUUUAAUGCGGAUCUGCUGGCCGAUUUGCUGUCUAUACCGCCGAGCAAAUCGCUGCUGCGCCGUCACUUGGCCAUGCACUUCAAGGAGCUAGUGGGUCGCAUCAUUAUACAUGCAAAACGCGACGCCGAAGAUGCGCCCGGCUAUCAGCCAUUGACAAUAACUGCCAAACUCAAGCCAGCCAAGCGUUCGCAGUUUACGCUUAAGCGCCGCAAGAGCACCAAGGGUCAGUCCGAGGUGGACUGGCAGGAUUUUGUGUGCCCAAUGAAUGCCAUGGCACCGGUGCUAACCGCUGCUGGCGACACCACAAUCGAGCACGAUGGCUCGCUAAGCUCAAACUGAGCAGAUAGAAUACAAGUAAUUAUAACUAUGCAUUGUAUUGUUAAUGUAGUUUUAAGCGCCAAGACCCUAAUUGGAUUAACUGCCCCUUGGAAGCAAUCACCAAACAUAUAUAGACUAACAGUGUCUAAACUGUAUUAGCAAGAAUUUAAAUUUACACUUGAAAUUGUAAAGCAAUUUGUUUUUAACAUAAGGACCAAGCGUUGAGAGCUGUAAAUGAAUCAAAACAAAACACUUUUAAAGUUACUCAUGAAGUUUAGACAAAGUUUGCUCAAUUUUAAGUAAAUUAAUUUACAGCUCUGCUAGCAAUUAUAACAUUACUUACAUUUAUAUGAAAAUUUUUGGACAUUUAUACAAGCGAGCAAGUCUUCCAACACUAAAGUAUUGCAUGCAUAUACAAAUCUGGCCUGGUGAACAAGCCCAACUGGCAUUACGCACACAUUUAUACCAUAUUAUUAUUGUUUUUUUCGAGGUUCAUAUUUUUACUGACCCAACCCACUGUACGUAUACUUAAUAAAACGAUUUUGUAUCAACCAGCUGAUUUUA
Drosophila busckii is the source of this 2893-nucleotide messenger RNA. RefSeq names its product liprin-beta-2 (gene Liprin-beta). Gene Ontology annotation, cellular component: presynaptic active zone. The transcript has 3 exons. Gene Ontology annotation, molecular function: protein binding. The coding region runs from base 248 to 2350 and encodes 700 amino acids. The record is from RefSeq and is a predicted model, not a curated record. Lineage: Eukaryota; Metazoa; Arthropoda; Insecta; Diptera; Drosophilidae. Gene Ontology annotation, biological process: neuromuscular junction development.